UAAACAACAACACGCAAACACGGGCCACAGCCUGCAGGUCUCACGUGACCACCAGGUCACACACCGCUAUCCGCUCCCCCCCCCCUCCCCCCGGCCCUGAGCGAAGGAGGAGGACCCUCCGGCACCCUUCACGGACGUCCCCCUUCCAGCUCGGGUUCUGCGCUCCGUCCUCCCAGCCACAAGGUGCCCCCAGACCCCCGGCUCCUCUUCCGCCGCCGCCAGAGCCUCGUCCUCCUUCCCUCUUUCCGCCGCUUCCUGCUCCGGGGAUCCGCGCUCCGAGCUCUGGGGCCGAGGCGCCCGAGGCUUCCCGGUGCGCUCGGCCAGGUAACAGGGAAUUAGGAUUCAGGGAAGAGGACUCUAAAAAUACUAAUCAGCAGAUCCAAAUGAGCUGAUCCGCAUUACUGGCCGGUGACCCUGGCAUUUAGAAGGAAGAUGGCACUAGCUCUGUGUCCGCAGGUGCUGUGCAGCCUAGGGGGCUGGCUUUCUCUCUACAUUUCCUUCUGCCACCUGAAUAAGCACCGAAGCUAUGAGUGGAGCUGCCGGAUGGUUACCUUCACCCAUGGAGUCCUCUCCAUAGGCCUCUCGGCAUAUAUUGGCUUCAUUGAUGGCCCCUGGCCUUUUACCCACCCAGGCUCACCUAAUACACCUCUCCAAGUGCAUGUACUGUGUCUCACCUUGGGCUACUUCAUCUUCGACUUGGGCUGGUGCAUCUAUUUCCAGUCUGAGGGGGCCCUGAUGCUGGCUCACCACACCCUGAGUAUUUUGGGCAUCAUCAUGGCCCUGGCGCUUGGAGAAUCAGGCACAGAGGUCAACGCGGUCCUCUUCGGAAGUGAGAUUACCAACCCCUUGCUGCAGAUGCGCUGGUUUCUCCGAGAAACAGGGCACUACCACGGUUUCACUGGCGAUGUGGUGGACUUCCUCUUUGUGGCUCUUUUCACUGGCGUGAGGAUCGGCGUCGGAGCUCGCCUCCUGUUCUGUGAAAUGGUCUCCCCCAAGCCCAGGUGGUUUGUGAAGGUUGGGGGAGUAGCAAUGUAUGCUGUGUCUUGGUGUUUCAUGUUUAGCAUCUGGCGCUUUGCAUGGAGGAAAAGCAUCAAGAAGUACCACGCCUGGAGAAGCAGGUGGAGCGAGGAGCGCCAGCGGAAAUGCAAUGGACAUCUCAAAACGCACUAGCUGACCCUUCUUCCAGGUGACACAUUGGGUUAGUCAGCCACAUGACCCAGGCUGGAGAUACGGCUGUUAGAGAACCAUGUGUACAACAAACUUAGGUUUCAAAAAAGGGCUAAACGUAUCAGUCCGUUUGGUCCGUUGGUGAGUGAAGCCCGUACCAGUAUUAAAACAGUAAUGUCUACCGUGGUGCAGCUGUAGGAAGUGAGACUACUUAGUGGUAGUUGUGAAGAAGUCAGAGCUGUGAGGUGGGCACAGCUACCUUCCUUUGAUCGUGGUGUCCCUGGGUCCUCCCGUCUCUGGGAUGCUAGAUGGUUAGACAGCUCAGGAAGGAAUUUGAGAAUCUCUUCGAGAACUGAUUCCUUGAACAAACCCUUAUUCCUGCUUUCCGUUUAGCAAUUUAAAUAAAGUCACCCCAUUUACUAUAAAGUGAGGGACUUCUAGGAAGAUGCAUGUAUGGCAUUCUGAGCAUUGGAUCAGGGCAUGGGAUGUGCUUAGACAAAGGGAAAGGAUGAGAGAAGUGACCCUAAACCAACUGUUGAGGGUCCUCGAAGACACCCCCCCCCCCCCACCAGGUUUGGUGCUUUGCUAAGGAGACUCAUAUGACUCCAAAUGUAGUCCAACUCCUAGCUGUGAUCAAUUACACUGAAAGGAUACAAAGAAAGAGCAGCGAAGGGAAAAGGUGCCUGGGGCAGAGUUUAGGGGAAACCAGGCCCAAGCUUCCAGAGCCCUCUCCCAGUGGAGAUCCCGGAGGAUGCCCUGAAUUCCUCUAGCACCAGUUUGUGGUGAUGUGUGUAGAAUGUCUAGUGAGGAAGCUCAUUAGAUGCUCAGUGCCCAUGGUUUCUAUUGGGGGUCAUGCAGGCAGCCAUUGCCUGGCAUGUAGCAAAAUUCCCGGCUCCGAGAAGGAAAGCAGGUGUUCAGCAUAAACCACAUCAUUUGCACAGUGUAGGCACCGUGAGCCAUUCUCAUCAGUUAAUGAAGGAGCCCUCCUGAAAUGUAAGUUCCCAGAUGCCAGCCAAGGGCCAGCCUUGCAAGGAGGCCUUUCCAAGGAUGGGAGUUCAGACUUGCUCUGUUAACUCCUUUCUGCACAAAAACCAGGGAGCUAGGGCUUCGGAUGAGCGAUGAAUGAGGUGUGGGCAGAUUUACUGAGUCCUGUUGUACGGGUUCUGCCCUACUGGGAAAACGAUGCCAAUUCUCAGGGCUUUUGUGCAUUAAUCUCCCAGGCAUGAGAGGCUGUGACUGAAUUCCAUAGGGAUUUAGCAUGCGGAUUCCACCGUGCCUGAGGUGGCAGUUCAGGUUUCAGCCUUGCUGUACAUACUGCAAACCAGAACCAAAGAGUAAAGUGCACCGGCCUCGGGGUGCUGAGGCUAUUUUUUUCAAUUUUUAUUUCAUAUACCUUCCCUUUAGCCCUCUUAUUAUGUUUUCUUUCCUCUGAAAAAGGUUCCGCUUUCUAUGGUUAAAAUCUUACAAUGAGAGGCACCUGGGUGGCUCAGUCGGCUAAGGGUCCGACUUUGGCUCAGGUCAUGAUCUCAUGGUUUGUGGG
Molecule: messenger RNA, 2707 nt
Organism: Hyaena hyaena (striped hyena)
Lineage: Eukaryota; Metazoa; Chordata; Mammalia; Carnivora; Hyaenidae
Gene: TLCD5
Product: TLC domain containing 5
Exons: 4
Coding region: 433-1170 (245 amino acids)
Cellular component (GO): membrane
Source: RefSeq, a predicted model, not a curated record